AUGGACGCGGUACCCGACUCAGAUGGCGAGAAUUCGCUUCCUGUAUUGUCGGUGGCUGCUAUUGAUACAGAACUGCUACGGCGUUUGUUUGGUUUCUUAUCAUCAGACACCAAGCAUCGCUUGAUAGAGGAGGCCCAGGGCACUCUGUUCGAGGAGAUGUAUAGGCAUAUUGAACGAGGGAUACCGCAAAGCUCACCUGAGAAAAUCCUUAUCCAGAGCUCUUCUCCCCAGAAGGAGUACCUGCUCAUGGAGAUUUCUCAAAUCCCGGAGGCUACGCCCGCAUCACAGGCACAGCUUGAAACCUCGCAGCUUGAGACGCCUCGUAUUUUUGGAAGAUCGCUACGAAGAAGAACAUUUGCAAGCCGACAUCCCUAUGUGGCCGACCAGGCUGACUACCUCGGAAUUUGCACCAUAGAUGGUCUCAACGAGAUGUUCUCUGAAGAUGACGACUUAGUAAGCGUUGCUAAAGUGCUUAAUCAGCUCUACCUAAAACGCAAAAAACGAUAUCCUGACGAAGAGCGUUACAAGGCAAGAAAUUUCUACGCCCACUUGGGCAAGUCCAAAGCAAUGGCUCUUCAAGGUGACCCCGAUGCAGAGAGCAUGGAGCUUCAAGACGAGAUUCUGUCCUCACAGGCCAAUUACGAACCUGAAAAUAAUUCAGAUGAUGAGGACCAAGAAUUGAUUCCUUUCGAAGAUAUAGAGCAGCAUAAGGUACCUCCUAGGGUACACGACCUGGCGAGCGAUUCUGAGGACGAGUCAGACAAUUUGAUCGACGUUCAUAGCCCACUACGUGAAAAGCAUGUUUCUAAGGUCCGGAAAUAUAAACUGAGUAAAAAAGUCAGACGUCUUGAACGGCCCAGAAAGGGACUUGCAAUACGAAAGGCGGGAUCUGGUCUUACUGGGACUAACCCUCUUGAACAUGAACUCGAUCACUUUAUCCAGCCCGAUGAUGAGCCGGAGGAAUACACACCAAAUCAUAAAGCAUUUUUCCAACCACAAAUCACUUCUUACCAUCUGGAUUUGUCAGAAAUGGUGCAAUAUGUGAGUUCCUCAGAUUACAAUAGUGAUUCAGAGAGUGAUAUCUUCUCAGAAAUGGAGGCGGCAAAUACUAGCAUAAGCUCAGACAUCCAGGAGCCGCAUCACAACCAUCUAGAUCACUAUUUUGAAGGUGCUGCCCUGGAGGCAGACCACAUCAAUCCAUUAUUUGCAUCCGGUGUUAAAUCUAAACACCCUAAGAAAAAACCGCAGUCACGACUUAGCAUUCAACCGCCUAAGAGGCGUAAGACGGCAUUACCGGAAGAUAAACAUCAUUCCAUUCAACACAAAUUGGAGACUUCGAACUAUUCAUCUCGUAGCGUGAAGUCACGGAAUAGACAGUCUGGAACACGGAGGGCAAGCUAUGGCAGUCUCAAUUCGAGGCGACGUAUGCAACCUCUUACUCAAAAUAAUGGUGCCAAAAAUAGACAAGCACUACGCCCCAAGUCCAAGACUGUGGGCAGGCUGAAUCAGAAACAAAGUGUGCUCAGCAUCAAUGUUGACUCAGACUCAGACAAGGAAAAUAGAAAUGUCGUAAAGGGUGUCCUGUCACGCCCAUACAGAGAAAAUAAAUUCCUUGCAACGACCGCUUUUGAAGUUGAAAGCUUGACGAAAUUUGUAUCCGAGCAUAAAUCCUACAUUGCUGGCAUUCAACCAGCUCAUUUUAACCCCUCGAGGUCAUCAUUAUUUUCAGACAACCACUUCAACUCAAGUGAAUCGAUUCUAGCAAUCCUGGAACUAAGACGUGUACACACAAUAGGUGAUGGUUUCAUCUUCUUUCCUCACGUUGAUACUGUUUCUUUCUCACUAGCGGGCAGGUCUUACGUAUUUGGGCUCUUUCAAGAAGAAUCCUCUAAGAGUGAACUUGUUAACGUCCUCUUUCAUCUACAGAAACUCAUGUUUCUGGUGAAAGCUUUAUUAAACGAUUUUGUUCGCAACGAGAUGAAGGUGGCAGUACGAGGAAUAACUAAGUGGCUCCUUAUUCAUCGUCAGUCUAUCUCACACAGUAUCUGGGAUAUACUUGAACAGAUCCUUGAUAAUUUCACCAAACUUCAGACGAAGGAAAUUCGCAAAAAUCAAACAUUCUUUUAUGCUAGUCUUCUUUUCAUUUUUUAUGUCGCAUGUCAGUUCGAAAAGUUAGUUGUGACAGGUUGUGACAAAGAAGCUUUCGAGAAAUUUCAUCGCUUUUGUACAGACUUUUGGUCUACACUAUUUCGAACUUAUGAUCCAAUGGACUUGUCAGCGGCAUAUUCUGGCGAGCAUCCAAGUGAAUUGCUCGAAUCCCUUUGCAUGAUGAACUUUAUAUUCAGCGAUAAAAGAGAAACCUGGUGGCCUAGUGUUAAUGAAGCCCUUCAAGAAUUGAACCCCCUUCUAGAUUCAAGCUUCGAAUCAUUCAAUAUGAUGUAUACCUUGGCCUCGAUGUGUCCUCCGACUAAAUAUAAUUGGUCGCCAUUUGUUACAAUUCUCAAUACCUUUCAAUCAACGAAGGAUGCUGAAGCGCACCAUGACUUCAUCGAUGUAUGUCAAUUGGUGCACAACAACCUAAAUUGGCCACUUGAAGAGAGAUUAGUGCUCUCACUAUACUCGUCCUUUGCUAAGCGAAAGUUCACAAACUUCGAGAGUGAAACUUCCAUACCAACAUCAAUUGGUUUAGUUCAAUCAAGACAUGACUUACCACAGGAUACAGUGUUUGAAAGAUUUUUGGGCUUUGUUUAUGAGUAUAUCUCAGGGCUUUCAGAUCGCAAAGAAGUUAAACGAUUGAUAACCAAGCUCGUGGCGUCUAGCCAGUAUCAUUACCAGAAGGGACGGAAAUACCAAAUCAUGUUCGUCAACAGACUAAAUUUGAUGUUGCUUUUGUUCCAAAUCUCUGACGUUGAGUUGAAAGGAUUAUUUUGCAGUCUCAUCGAUCAGAUCAUUGAGUUCAAGGAUAUGUUCUUGUUCUCUCGUGCCGUUGACGCAUUCCAUGCAUUCGUCGAGAUCUCAGAAAGAAAGCAACAGGAAAUACCGACAGUGGCAUUCGACUCAUUGUUGAAGUGCUUCUGUACAUCGUACGAUAGGAUUCAGGGAAUGCCUUCUCUUCUUAAAAAGCUCAUUGAUGAUGGUUUGAAUUUGAUUGACAACUCUAAAAUUAUGCAAACGCUUAGGUUCUUGAAAGUUUUUGACUUGAGUUCAAUCCCUGACAAGCUAAGGAGUGGAAUUUUAAAUCGCAUCCUUUCCUUUGCAGAGGUGUUGAGAACGCAGGGUUCUCCUGGAGAGAAUGUGAGUGAACUUGUCGAGAUGCUAAUCAGGUCCAUCAUUUCAUUUUUGAGCUCGCAAAUGAAUAGACUCCCGGUGAAUGUGUUGCAACACGAUGCCUUGAUCGAGAGUACCAUUGAAAAAUCGAUACAAAUCUGGAUUCACCUUGCGCAUGCUAAUGAUACUCAAAACUGGAACUUUAUGAUGUUACAAAAGUAUCAAUACCUCGGAAACGAGUAUCUGCGUGAAAGAUUUGCAUUGUAUUUUUGUUGGGUUUACCUAAAUCAGGGCAUCACAUCUCGUUCGGUUAUUCUUGAGAUGGACAAACUUCUCUGCAAAGCAAUAAUUGCCACUUCUCUGUCAAAAUACAUUCCUCUACUUUUCACAUCACUUAGCAACACGGCAGGGUCAUUAAUAACGUUCAGAAAUCAAUCGGAGCCACAUCAGUUACUGAUUCAAGGGCAAAGGUUUCAAAUUCUUUCAAAUGUUUUGCAUCAAUUAUCUAGAAGUUCUUCGAUGGUAAAAAGCGAAAAAGUGUUACUCGUCGCGGAUAUGGUCAAGCAAUUGGAGGCGGAAUAUAAUCUUCACUAUGACAAACCGCAAGUGAUUGAAUUUCUUCGUCGCAUCAUUAGUGUGAUGAGCUCAACAAGUAUUCAGCUCCUUGAGAAUAAUAGUGACUUUUGGGCAGUGUCAGAGAAGCUAGGAUUUCCAAGUAAGCGAUUGCAAACAACAUGGGCCCUGUCAAGUAACAAGGAGCGCAUUCUGAUGCUCAACGUUGAGUUCGUGAAUGCAAUCAGGUUUGAGAAAAGCUAUGCUGAAGCUCUAGGAAAGUGGAUUAGCUCAGAUAACACAUCGCUUCUUUAUGCUUUGCUAGAAAUUUAUCUCAUGGCAGCAAAAAAUCACGAACUUUAUUGGGCACAUGUGUGUUACCUCGUUAAGUAUAUUUACUUUCGACUACAGUGUUAUAUGGUAAAUGUGGUUGACAGACUGUUUGACAGGCUAUUAAAAUUGAUGUUAAAUGUUGUUAGAUUGGCUUCACCAAUGGAAGAUACUCCCUACGUUUUGUAUCAGGUCGAGGCAAUAUCAAUUUGCACUGGCAUUAUGCAUUUUGGUAUUUAUACCUAUGAUGGUUAUGAAGAGCUCGAUCAGCAUCUUCGACACGCUGACUUGUUUUUGGCAUAUUUUUCCGGGGAAAAGGGUAAGGUGAAUCAUGGUUUAUUUACUGACACUACCCUUGGAGAGCUAAAGACCAGUGAGGGCCCCGCCUACUUACCUCCUCAUGAGCAUACCCCAGAGGAACACAAAAAAGCCAUUCAAUCACUACAAAUGUGCAAAAGACGGCUACAGGACAAAAGACAUCAAACGUGGAUGAAUCAGCAACCAGCAGAAGACUUUGACUCAGACUUCUCUGAUUAUACAAAGGAGGUCUUGGAUAUAACAUUUUAG
This is a messenger RNA of Candidozyma auris, 4716 nucleotides long. RefSeq names its product Mms22p (gene MMS22). The coding region runs from base 1 to 4716 and encodes 1571 amino acids. Gene Ontology annotation, cellular component: nucleus. The transcript has a single exon. Lineage: Eukaryota; Fungi; Ascomycota; Pichiomycetes; Serinales; Metschnikowiaceae. Gene Ontology annotation, biological process: DNA repair; replication fork processing. The record is from RefSeq and is a predicted model, not a curated record.